This is a messenger RNA of Hermetia illucens (black soldier fly), 1977 nucleotides long. RefSeq lists its product as uncharacterized. The record is from RefSeq and is a predicted model, not a curated record. Lineage: Eukaryota; Metazoa; Arthropoda; Insecta; Diptera; Stratiomyidae. The transcript is spliced from 5 exons. Bases 459 to 1808 code for a protein of 449 amino acids.
UUAGCACUAAUUCGAGGAGCCGCUAGAAGGGCUCGAAAGAGGAUAGACCUGCGUUUUCAAACUGCACGUACAGCACUCAAAUUACUUUCUUGUUUAUUUGACAAGAUUGCGUGCUGGCUCGUGUCACGCUGACGUUUUCGUUCACUGCGAGCUCUCCGCUGUUUCAAGCCGAUGGUGACGAUGAUGAGUACCUGCGCAGUGCCCACAUGAUUUCAUACCAUCAUAUGAUUUCUACAGUUGCUCGUGAAAGUACACCACCAACAAGUGAGAGUUUUUAACUGUAUGAACCGCGCACAGCAUGUGCCCAGUAUACCGAGUUGAAUGUAGUUUCAACCGUAAAUAUUUCACAGAAAAAAGUGUAUUAUGUAAGGAAAAUUAAGUGUAAUUAUGGCUUAGAUGAUUAGCAUAACUUCGCAAAUGACUAACAUUAUUAGAUUAACUUAUUGAAGGACCUACGCAUGAAAAAGUUGAAUCAUGAUAUGGUCGAGUCGAAAGUCAUCCACGUCAACAGCAGCGAUACUCCACUGGCUGGUAAAUAUCAACAUCAAAUGACAUCACAUGAGUAUCCAAAGUCCACUGGGAAGCGACAUCAGAUCACCCGGGCCAGUGUCCAUCUUGCCGAGCCAUUGAGUCACCCAACCAAGUUUUAUCUUAAACUUCGACCAGAAUGUAACAAGGACAAAUUCCGGGUGAUAGUGGCGGUUCGGAAUGGAUAUCAGCCGGCUACGGUUGAUGAGUUAUUGGAGACGGAUGAUCUACUGUUAUCGCGGAAGAUAUCUGACUCGCCUUUGAACCCUGUCAGCAGUAAGGUCGACUUCAAGAGAGAUCGAUCCUCAUACACCAGGAAUUUGUCUCCUCCAUUAACACAUGAAAACAUUCGAUUUCUCGAUGAAGACGAAGAUAGUAAAGGGUUUGCACCAAUAAAAGAUAUCAUUGAAGUGGAUAAGAUUAUAAACAAUAGCAACGCAACAGCGGCCAUAAGUCGUCAAGAACAGCUACCAAAUGGAUUACAAAACGUGGGCACUGUUAUUGAGAUGGGGGUACAAUCGCAGUUAAUCUUGGCCCCCGGGGGCACAGGACAACUGCACUUCGAGAUUACAAACUACCGAAAUGAGCCAAUUUUUCAUACGUUUCAAGUAACUGGAGAACAACGAUACUUGGUCUCGUUGAGCAUGCAAAGUUUACUCUUCGCACCUGGAGUCACAGCUGAGGCAGUCGUUACAGUUCGCGUUCCAGCAAAUGCAAUGAUCGGAACAAAAGAUCAAAUAACUUUCACUUGUCAAGGCAAUGGACAAGCAUCGAAAGUGGCGACAUUGAAAGUUAUGCAGGCUUCGGACAAUCAGGACACAACGCAACCAUCAAUAAACUGGAAUUUCGGCAGUCGAUGUGACGGCAACAAGCUUGAAACAGGAGCUUGUGCGGACUACAUUUGGUCGGUGGACAUAACAGCCCAAGACUGGGGCACAGGUUUAUUACGGAUGCAAUCUAAUCCCCGAGGAGUUUACACCAGGAGCCCUUACAUUUCGGGAACCACCAGCCCAGUAACGGCCGUCUACUCUUCAAGUUGCUGCCAACCGCGAGUGACCAUCACCGCAUAUGACCUUGCCGGUAACGCGAGGACGGCUACAAUCGACGUGCGUGACUUCUACCUUUCAGACGCAUCAAUCGCUGCAAUUGUUCUCGGAGUCGUGCUCCUGGUUGUCCUCAUUAUUAUAAUAAUUGCGCUCAUUGUGUGGUGUUGCAAGAGGAGACAAGAAGUCAUCGUCCUUCCUUCGUACCGCAGCCAUAGACGAACGUCAACAACAUAAGGAGACCAUGACAACCUUGACAUAAAAACAUUAAAUUAUUCUAGUUUCUACCAAUAGCGUAAGAAGGGUUCAAGGGUAGUUGUAGUCUUUGUAACAGCUUUUCAUAACGACCAAAAAUAAAGAAAUCCAACAAGCAACAGGUUGAUGGCGACCUGUCAAACCUCCCAAA